Menidia menidia (Atlantic silverside) is the source of this 3446-nucleotide messenger RNA. The record is from the annotation of a GenBank genome assembly. Lineage: Eukaryota; Metazoa; Chordata; Actinopteri; Atheriniformes; Atherinopsidae.
GCCUCCAGGGUUGUACCAUCAUAACUGAGGUGGGCGUGUAGGAACAGCUCGCUGCUAGCUAGAAUGAGAAAUAACGUUGUGUCUAGCAAGCUAAAAUUUCUACAGAGAUUGAUUGUAGCUCGGUAGCAUAGAGUUUGUUGAGGUUCAGGCUGAAAUUAAAGCCUUUUUUUGCGACUUUUAACUGACUCAAUUCUGCAAGUCUUUUUGCGCUAGCUUGUUAGUCCUUAAGUUACCAAUAGCUAAGGGAAACUAGAGUAGGACUUUAAUGGUCAACGGUUAUUCAGCGUGCUAGCUACUAAAGAAAAAAAAAAAAUCUCCUAAGCUCGAACAUCCAUAACGCAACACCCUCUCAUUUCUACGUCCACAACCGGCCGUGUGCGGGGUGUCGGCGUUGUUUGUCACCGAGUUUCUGUCUAACAUGAUGUGUGGAAUGUCGGGAUGACAGGAAGAUGGCAAACGGGGUUGGAAAGCACAAGCUGCUUGUGGUUGGACCGACAGAGCCAUGGUCAGUGAGGGAGAAGCUGUGUUUGGCCACAUCUGUCAUGAAGAGUGGAGACCAGAACUGGGUCUCUGUCAGUCGAGCCAUCAAACCCUUUGCAGAGCCUGGACGACCACCUGACUGGUUCUCUCAAAAGCACUGUGCCUCCAAGUACUCCGAGCUCCUUGAGACAACAGAGGCCCCGAAGCGGAAGCGUGGGGAGAAGGGGGAAGUGGUGGAGACAGUGGAGGAUGUGAUAGUGCGCAGGCUGACAGCUGAGAGGAUUGAACAGCUUAAGAGGUUGAUUAAAGAGACACAGGAGAAGCACAGGAAACUGAAGAGAGAGGCUGAACUCAUUCAAGCAGGACAUCUUGAUUCCAAACUGGAGGAGUUGUGGGAGGAAAUUUUACAGAAGAAGAAGCAGGAAGAGGAGGAAGCAGAGUUGAAGAGAAAAAACACAGAUGCUGCCUAUCAGGCCAGACAGGUGGCAAAGAACCCACCAAAGCGGAUGCCCAGUGUCACCAUGCAUUCACCCUCAUCUUACAGCUCCCCAGGCCAGGACUUCUCCCCAGGCGACCCACUCGAGUGCUUGACUCUGGAUCUUGCUUCCUCAAAAAAUGCUUCAGUAUCAGCCAGGUUGAUGACAUUUGCUGAGACUUCAGGACCCAGUACUGACGACAUCCCCCCCGGAGCACUUCUAGACGACCCCACUCAAAAAAAGCUCCUGGGCCAGAAAGCCACACCCCCACCUUCUCCACUCCUGUCAGAGUUACUGAAGAAAGGCAGUAUCCUGGCCACCAAUGCUAGACUGAUUGGGGAUGGUGAUGGGUCCACCAGUAACUUGACAGGAGUGCAUGACUUGCAUCUGGCUCCAGCCUGUCAACCUCUGUCUCAGGCAACAGGUGCCCCGAUGCUGUCCCGUCUCCUGGAGGCAGGACCCGCCCACUUCUCACCUCCAUUAGGCUUUAUGGUCAGUGCAGACUCUGGAGCUCCUCUCUCUGCUGCCACUCCUGUUUCCGCUGACUCCUCCAACACAGCAAAGACAGAGGUGCUGUCCGCGCCUCUUGGAUGCCAGGUGAUCUCCACAGAGGAAAAGGUGUCAGCGGUCAGUGAGGAGGAUGUAACCGUGUCCUAUAUGGGAGAUGAGCUGGACCUGAAGACAGUGGGGGACAUUAUUGCCAUCAUUGAAGAGAAGGCAGAUGAAGCUGCAGAGGCUUUGGAUGCAGCUGCUGUGGAGGCUGCUCUGUCCCUUUGUGAGGAGAAUGGUCAUACCCUGCCAGGGGGCUGGAAUACCGGGCCUUUCCAGCCCCAGGAGCCUGAUCCCACAGUGGCCUCCCAGUCCUCCGCUCUGCACCACGGCCUGCAGGGGCGCGCGGAAGCCUCACUUUCUUCUCUGUACAGCAGUCAAAAUAACAAUCUUAGUGUGUUUCCUGUGGAACAGAGGAACCUUCCUCCCACACCUUCAUCUUCAUGGAAUUCUAAUUCCCUGGAGCACUGCCACAGCCCGACAAACCCACUGUCGCAGGCCAUGAAAGAGGCUGGACAGCUGGGGGACCGCAAAAAACACACAAUCGAGAGUACCAUUAAAUGUGAACAUGAUACAAAGGCACAACAAAGACCUGAAAAAACCAGCGGAGACUCAGUAUUAGAAGAUAUCCCACAGACAGAAAGGGAGCUUGAGGAGACAAAGGUGGAGGAUGGAAGUAGUGUUGAGGGAGGAGAGAAUGCCUCGGAGAGCAAAGCGUACGGUGAGGUCACCGGGCCCGAUGUGUGCGGAGAAGAGGAGGGCGAUGGUGCAGAGGAGUUCUCGUCAGAACCAGAGGGGGAAAUGGAGCUGGAGCCCGCCGCCAGCGAGAGUGAAGAUGGAUACAGUCUCCACACGGCGUCCUCGUCCCUGCAGCUGCACACAACCGCCGACUCCAUCCCCAGCAGCCCCGCCUCAUCACAGUUCUCUGUGUGCAGCGAGGACCUGGAGGCCCUGCAGGCGCAAAAGAUCUGGAAAAAAGCCAUCAUGCUUGUGUGGCGUGCCGCAGCCAAUCACAGGUAUGCAAACGUCUUCCUCCAACCAGUCACAGAUGAAAUAGCUCCUGGAUACCACAGUAUUGUGCACAGGCCCAUGGACCUGGCUACCAUCAAAAAGAACAUAGAAACCGGUUUGAUUCGUACCACCGCUGAGUUCCAGAGGGACAUCAUGCUGAUGUUUCAGAACGCCGUUAUGUACAACAGUUUGGACCACGAUGUGUACCACAUGGCUCUAGAGAUGCAGCGUGACGUCUUGGAGCAGAUCCAGCAGUUUCUGGCGACCCAGCUCAUCAUGGAGACGUCCGAAUCUGGUAUCAGCGCAAAGAGCCUGAGGGGCCGUGACAGCACGCGCAAACAGGACUCUGCUGACAAGGACACUGUGUCCAUGUCUUCACCUGCCUUCCUUCUUUCUCUUUUUGAUAGCGGCACCAGAGGGCGCCGCAGUGCCAUAGAAGCCGACCUCAAGAUGAAGAAAUGAAGCCUGGGUAUGAAAGUACCAUCCGACAGUGUCCCAGACAUGAAGUGAGAGGAAGGAGAUAACUGUUGGUCAGUGUAGUGUGAUGUUUACUUGGACUCCAGAUUGAUUGGAUGCACAUUAAAGCAGUGGGGCUCAUUUAUUUUGUGACAAUAGAGACAGGGAUUACAUACUGUUUGAUCCACGAGUACUGUGGGGCGUUCUGUAUGACUAUGGUCAAACCUUUCUAAGAUAUAACCGCAGAUCACUUCAGAUUUAACCUGCUCUGAGGUUCAUGACAUGGCAUAAAGUACUAGUUAAAUGUUUUUACAUACCUGCUCAUCCAGAAUGAAUGGGAGUGUUUGUCUAAGCCUUUGACCCGUACUGAUAAUGUGGAUAAAAGUUACUCAGCUGGGAUAAAAUGGAUCUUAUUUGAUGGAUUUUCUGCAGAUUUCUUUUCCUAAUAAAUAAGUAAAACCCAUGUCUGAACUG